Molecule: messenger RNA, 4065 nt
Organism: Oncorhynchus kisutch (coho salmon)
Lineage: Eukaryota; Metazoa; Chordata; Actinopteri; Salmoniformes; Salmonidae
Product: molybdenum cofactor biosynthesis protein 1
Exons: 11
Coding region: 188-1450 (420 amino acids)
Biological process (GO): Mo-molybdopterin cofactor biosynthetic process
Molecular function (GO): 4 iron, 4 sulfur cluster binding; metal ion binding; GTP 3',8'-cyclase activity
Source: RefSeq, a predicted model, not a curated record
AGAAGAAGAACUACACUACCCAGAGGGUAGACGAUUUAGACGAUUGGCUGAAGCUGCCCACUCCCCCUUGAAUGUGGUAACAGCAACUCCGUAGACGUUAUGUGAGGCUUCGAUAUGAUUAACUUUCUUUGUUUGACACUUCUAGGACGAUAAACAGAUAUUCCAACAGUUAAUAUACAUUUAUAACAUGGCUUUUCAUGGUAGCAAGUGCUGCCGCUUAAUAGUAGGCAGACAUUACGAUGUCAAGGCCCUGUCAACGCAGCGCGUGAAACUAUUUGUACCAAGCUCAACACCCAAGUUGCUGCGGUGGUAUUCCAGCGCAACACAAGAGGAAAAUGAACUUGAACUCGUAUCUCUUGCAAACUCAAGUGCAGCUGUCCCUGCAACAAAAAUUGCGACGACACAGGAGCUGGCUGUACCAGUGGGCCAGAGGCAAAGGUUGAAUGAGGAAGUUCUACCCUUCUCUGCCUUCCUGACAGACAACUUUGGCAGACAGCACAGCUACCUACGCAUUUCCCUGACAGAGAAAUGUAACCUUCGCUGUCAGUACUGUAUGCCAGAAGAGGGGGUAAAGCUCACCCCUCGCGCUCAGCUCCUGUCUACUUCCGAGGUGCUGACCUUGGCCCAGCUGUUUGUACGAGAGGGUGUGGAGAAGAUCCGCCUCACUGGGGGAGAACCACUCAUCCGACCAGACGUCCUGGACAUCAUCACGGAGCUGAGGAAGUUGGAGGGCCUGAAGACCAUUGCUGUGACCACCAAUGGUAUGAACCUGGUGAGGCUGCUGCCUAAACUGAAGGAGGCUGGUCUGGACCUGCUCAACAUCAGCCUGGACACCCUGGUGCCGGCUAAGUUUGAGUUCAUCGUCCGGCGGAAAGGGUUCCACAAGGUCAUGGAAGGUAUUGACAAAGCCAUUGAGAUGGGCUAUAACCCUGUCAAGGUCAACUGUGUUGUCAUGCGGGGCCUCAACGAGGACGAGCUUCUGGACUUUGUGGCCCUGACAGAGAAGAAGCCUCUGGAAGUACGCUUCAUUGAGUACAUGCCCUUUGACGGUAACAAAUGGAACUUCAAGAAGAUGGUGAGCUACCAGGAGAUGCUGGACCGCAUUAGACAGCAGUGGCCCAGUUUGGAACAGCUUCCACUCGGAAAGACCGACACAGCCAAGACAUUUAAGGUGCCAGGCUUUCAGGGCCAGGUGGGCUUCAUCACCUCCAUGUCGGAUCAAUUCUGUGGCUCCUGCAACCGACUACGCAUCACGGCAGACGGCAACCUCAAGGUGUGUCUGUUUGGGAAUACGGAGGUGUCCCUGAGAGACGUUCUGCGCUCUGGAGCUUCUGACCAGAAGCUGCUGGAUAUCAUUGGUGCCGCCGUGGGCAGGAAGAAGAAACAACAUGCAGGCAUGUUCAGCAUCUCCCAGAUGAAGAACAGACCCAUGAUCCUCAUCGGUGGGUGACGCGGCUACACCACACCCCAAAGGCCCCUGUCCCUGCCCAAGUCCAGAGUCUGCCAGUGGUCCUCCCUCCCCUCGUCUAUGUCCCAGAUCCUGCAGUCCUCACCUCAGCUAUGGCCCUCCAACUGUACCACUCCAGAAGUGGAAGUGGCCAACCCAAUAAGGAUGUAUCGUGCCAUUCCGGCUACACAGUUUUAACAGUGCUGCCUGAUGUCAGCUGUUCGGGAACCCACCAGUGUGGAAGGAGCCCUCAGUGGUUCCAUAUUGUCAAAAGAAUCCUUUACAGUAGUGCCACUGGCCCCGCAGAGAAUAUGGGAUUGAUGACUUACUGACAACCCCCAGUUCUCAAACCAAGGCUGCUGAUUCUGACAUGCACAUGUCUCAGGUACACACUUUCCAGGAAUCCAAACUUAAUAAAGAAUGCCUCUACAAGGAGCCCUAAGAUUCCCUCCCUUCGCACACUACUGAGAAACGCUAAAACAGGGCCCCACCUAAGCCAGCAUAGCAUAAGGCAGUGCCACAGACAAACCUCCAGAGAUGACCUCCAAGCCAAACUCAAACAACACACACAACACACCCACUCCCACAUACUUGGGGGUGGGCGCAAAUUCCUCUGACUCCCCCCAAGCCGGACAACACCACCACUGCCCUACUGACCCACACAGAUGCCUAAAGCCAAGCCUCCAUGGAGGAUGUGGGCAGCAAACCCCCCACACGUCGAAGCACCACAGCUACCAGUCACCUGGGCCCCACUGCCUUCCUCCUGCUCCGGAACAACCAUUUAGCCAAGGGUGACGCAGGCAACAUGGGCGCACUCAUCCCGCUUUGCAACCUGCCGCCCUUAGACCGGUCCUCUGUCGGCUUCGACCUCGACCUCGAUGCCAUGCGGCCGUUGUUACUGCGACGGCCCAGGCUGUACCAGCCUGUGAUAUCCAGAUGGAUACGCUGACUGCAGUCACAGUGGCAUCGUUGACGCUUUACGUCAUGUGCAAGGUGGUGAGUCACAACAUCAUCACAGACAUCAAGCUAGAUGAGCGGGGGAAAAGGACUUCCACCGUGAGCCCUAACCACUAACUGGAAAAUUAUCUCCACGGCACCAGGUUUGGGGGUCAGUACAUACGGUAAAGAGAUCAAUGGAAUGCAGACCAUAUCUAACAAAGUGGAUAUUCAUCAAAUCCGUCAUUAUUUAUAUUUAAUAACAGGCCCACGAUGUGGUAACUAAAAUCUGAUUUGGAUGUUUUUGCUCUAUGAUAUCUAGAAGUUGUUCUUUCGGGUUUAGAACUAAUGCUUGUGUAAACUGGUAGCAUAGCAUGCCAUAUAGAAAUCGGUGGUGGUAGUCAUUUUUAAGUGUAAUGCAAUUGAUUGGUGACGAUGACAUGAACUUGUAUUGGGGUUUACAAGCAUUAUACUCUGAUUUUUACCCCAACAGUGUGAAAUACACAAUGGCCAACAUUUUGAUGGCCGCCAUUGCAGAAAUUCUGGGUCUAUGAGCAUAGGGGGAACAUAUGCGUGGUUGUUUUAGUUCAACUCUUACCUGCAUUUCCCAAGUUGACUGAAUAAAAAAUGAUAUUGACCCCAAACCUGCAUGGUACAUCUCCUUUCAAAAUCUCACAUUUUUUAGAGGAUCAGGAAAUGCCUCACUGCAAAUCAUCCACUGAUGAAGUCCAUCAUCUUGUCUGGCUGGUAGGCUGUGCCAUGACUUGCUGAUCAGUAUUGGUCCUUCCAUUGUACCAGAUUCUUAUGAUCAGAAAUGUUUAUCUGUGCAGACCUGCCAACCUGCACACAUUCUUUCUCCAAAUCAGUGCAGAUGAAGGAAUGGCGACAAGGAAGCUACUUUUGUGAUACACCCAUAAUGUUGAGGCUAGAGUCCUUUUUGGGAAAGAAAAUAUGGACUAGGGCAGGGAUCAACCAGCUGCGGGAUGAUUUUUUUUCUUGAGCGGAUUGUCGGGGUCCCGGAACAUUAUUACAAAUCAUUUGUGGACUGCAAGUAGCCCAAACCGAUACCUGUAUGUUUGACUAAAACUGAAUCAUUUCAAACACGAAUACUUGAACAGGUUUCUUAAAUAAAAUCACUUGGAGCUGAUUUCCUGGUGUUUUUACAGUCCAACAAUAAAUUCCACACAUUUUGGCCUCAACUAUUUUAUUUUUCAAAUAAAACCAUUUGGCCCACAGGCCACCAGUUGGGGAACCCUGGACUAGGGUGUGCUUUAACCUCUCAAACACCUGUGAUAAGACAAUCGGAGUCAAUUAUUGUUUGUUGCCUCAUGUUCUAAGGUAAGUGUCAAACUCAUUCCAUGGAGGGCUGAGUGUCUGCUGGUUUUAGCUCCUCCCUUGUACUUGAUUGAUCAAUAAGGUCACUGAUUAGUUAGGAACUAGUCCCCUUACCUGGGUGUCUAGGUCUUAAUUGGACACACAUUGAAAGUAAAUAAUGAUAAUACACUCGGCCCUCCAUGGAAUGAUUUUGACACCCAUGUUCUAAGGUUACACUAAAUUAAUUUGAUAAUUUCACACAGUAAAGUGCUGUACACUGAUUGUUGAAUAUAUGUUAUCUUUUCUAUGUUCAUUAUUCAGCACUGUGCCUUUGGAAUACUAAUUAAAUAAACAAGCUAAUAUGUAAA